CUGGGGUGAGAGGCGCGCCUCUGGGGUCGCCCUGGGCAGGCCCGGCCCCGCAGGCCGGCGUAAAUGUCCCGGGCUGGGCGGCGGAGGGAGAAGCGGACGCCCCCAGGGCUCGAGGCCACCCUCGAGGAUGGCUUCUCGGGACCAGCUGGUGGAGCAGGUGCUGAGGGAGCUGCAGGAGGCCGUGGAGUGUGAGGGUCUGGAGGGCCUGGUCAGCACUGCGCUAGAGGCCAAGCAGGUCCUGUCUUCCUUCGCCCUCCCCACCUGCCGCAAGGGGGGCCCCGGGGUCCAGGUGCUGGAGGUGGACUCUGUGGCCUUGAGCCUGUACCCCGAUGAUGCCCCGCGGAACAUGCUGCCGCUGGUGUGUCCGGGCGGGGGCAGCCUGCUGUUCGAGGCGGCCAGCAUGCUGCUGUGGGGCGACGUGGGCCUUAGCCUGGAGCUGCGGGCUCGCACAGUGGUGGAGAUGCUGCUGCACCGGCACUACUACCUCCAGGGCAUGAUCGACUCCAAGGUGAUGCUGCAGGCCGUGCGCUACUCCCUGUGCUCAGAAGAGUCCCCCGAGAUGACCAACCUGCCGUCAGCCACCCUGGAGGCCAUCUUCGACGCAGACGUCAAGGCCACCUGCUUCCCGAGCAGCUUCUCUAACGUGUGGCACCUGUACGCCCUGGCCUCGGUGCUGCAGCGCAAUAUCUACUCCAUCUACCCCAUGCGCAACCUCAGGAUUCGCCCCUACUUCAACCGGGUCAUCCGGCCCCGGCGCUGCGACCACGUGCCCAGCACACUGCACAUCAUGUGGGCUGGGCAGCCGCUGGGCAGCCGCCUCUUCCGCCACCAGUACUUUGCACCCGUGGUGGGGCUGGAAGAGGUGGAGGCUGAUGACACACCCAGUGUGGACCCAACCCCACUGCCCCCGCUGCCCCCGCUGCCCCCGCCGGCUCGGACCUUGGAGCUUCUCAACCGGGAGCCUGGCCUCAGCUAUUCGCACCUCUGUGAGCGCUACAGCGUCACCAAGAGCACCUUCUACCGCUGGCGGAGGCAGUCCCAGGAACACCGGCAGAAGGUGGCCACCCGCUUCUCCGCCAAAUACUUCCUGCAGGACAGCUUCCACCGAGGAGGUGUCGUGCCGCUGCAGCAGUUCCUCCAGAGGUUCCCUGAGAUCUCUCGCUCCACCUACUAUGCCUGGAAGCAGGAGCUGCUGGGUUCUGCUGCCUGCCUAGCCCCAGCCCCCAAGGAGUCUCUGGCUCUGGAGCUGGAGAAGCUGCCAUCAGAGAAGGCCACCGAGGGCCCAGGCCAGCCCCCGCUGGCGCCCGCCACCCCUGGAGUGGUCUUGAUGCAGCGGGCCAAGCUGUACCUGGAGCACUGCAUCUCCCUGAACACACUGGUGCCCUACCGCUGCUUCAAACGCAGGUUCCCCGGCAUCUCCAGGUCCACCUACUACAACUGGCGGCGCAAGGCCCUCCGCAGGAACCCCAGCUUCAAGCCACCCCCGGCCAUUGUUGCUGCCCAGGAGCCUCAGCCAGUGCCUGUCAGGGAGGUGGUCCUGCUCUCUCCGAAGAGAGAGGGGAAGCAGCAGGCAGAGGAAGCCAGGGGUGGGGGGGCACCUGUGCCCCCGGAGCUCCUGCCCCGGAGGAUGCCCCUUUCCCGCUGGCAGCGGCGCCUACGCAGGGCCGCCCGCAGGCAGGUGCUGAGUGGGCAUCUGCCCUUCUGUCGCUUCCGCCUCCGCUACCCUAGCCUGUCACCCUCCGCGUUUUGGGCCUGGAAGAGCCUUGCCUGGGGCUGGCCCAGAGGCCUGUCCAAACCCCAGAGGCUGUCACCCUCCUUGGGCACACGGGAGCAGGAGGCCGGCAGGAACGGGGCAACUGUGAUGGUCCCACCAGCAGGGCCCCUCCCUUUGGGGACUUCUGGAAGUGACCCCACAAAGGUCCCAGGAGGACCCCCCAGAGAGGGGGCCCUGUGGGAGGGGGCCACAGCCCAGGGCCAGCCCCGCAGUGGGGCCGUAUUGAGCCACCCUGUGGUGGCAGCUGCAGGCGACAGGGACGGCCAGGUGCUGGUGAUGGACAUGCUCACCACCACGAAGUUCAAGGCCCAGGCCAAGCUGUACCUGCAGAAGCGCUUCCAGUCCAAGAGCUUCCCCUCCUACAAGGAGUUCAGCGCCCUCUUCCCGCUCACAGCUCGCUCCACCUACUACAUGUGGAAGCGUGCACUCUAUGAAGGCCUCACCCUGGUGGACGGCUGACGGGAGGGGCUCCUGCAAGGGUCAGGGCCUGCAGUGUCCCCCCAGCUUGGCCACAACGCCCUCUGCUCUGUUCCUGCAGGAUCCACCCUGAGUCCAAGGGCAUAUUUGUGUUAUUUCCUGGCUCUGGGCCGCAGAGAACCAGAAUUCAGCCAUCUGGUCUUCUCUUGAGAGCUACAGCAGUGCAGAUGGUCUUUGGUUGUUGGCUGGUCACAUUUUUGUUUG
Octodon degus (degu) is the source of this 2455-nucleotide messenger RNA. It is a transcript of the gene Vrtn, whose product is annotated as vertebrae development associated. The coding region runs from base 128 to 2233 and encodes 701 amino acids. The record is from RefSeq and is a predicted model, not a curated record. Gene Ontology annotation, biological process: regulation of transcription by RNA polymerase II. Lineage: Eukaryota; Metazoa; Chordata; Mammalia; Rodentia; Octodontidae. Gene Ontology annotation, molecular function: sequence-specific DNA binding. The transcript is spliced from 2 exons. Gene Ontology annotation, cellular component: chromatin.